Molecule: messenger RNA, 798 nt
Organism: Xenia sp. Carnegie-2017
Lineage: Eukaryota; Metazoa; Cnidaria; Anthozoa; Malacalcyonacea; Xeniidae
Exons: 1
Coding region: 1-798 (265 amino acids)
Source: RefSeq, a predicted model, not a curated record
AUGUGUUUGAAACGAUUACACCAGUUGAAAUCUCGUCUCGAUAAAGACAAACCCUUAUUGCAAGAAUCCGAUGCAAUUAUCAAAGAUCAGAUGAAAGGAGGAGUUAUUGACCCAGUUCUUGUUGCCCAUGAAACCGGUUAUUUCCUACCCCAUCAUGGCGUACUUCGAGAAGAUAAGGAAACUACAAAACUUCGCGUGGUUUUCGAUGGUUCGGCAAGAGCUACUAAGGAAGAGCAGUCACUCAAUCAUUGCAUCAAAAAGGGACAAAAUUUGGUUCCACGUUUAUUUGACACUAUGAUAAACUUUCGAGGCUUCCCCAUUGGGCUUGUUGCCGAUAUCGAAAAGGCUUUUCAUCAAAUACAAAUUGCUUCCGAAGACAGAAAGAUGCUGAAGUUUCUUUGGUUUGACGAUAUUAACAAAGUUCACCCGAUGCUAAAGGAAUACAAGUUCCGACACCUACCAUUUCGUUUAACCCUAAGUCCUGCAAUAUUAUCUACUGUUAUUCGUCACCACGUUUCGAAAUACAAGAAUGUCGAUCCAGAAAUAGUCUCCUUAUUAAUCGAGUCGUUAUAUGUUGACGAUUUUGCUGGUGGAAUUUCUAAUGAGGACGAAGCUCUAUACAUCUAUCAUAGAUCUCGAAAAUUAAUGAGUGAGGGAGGAUUCAAGCUUCUAAAAUGGCAUUCAAACUCGCAACAUGUCCGAAAUGUUAUCGCGAAUAAUGAAGAUCGACCGUUUGUUGAGGUGGAAAAUGAAAGGAUGUCAUCAUAUGUUAAACAUAUGGUAAACAUUAUGGUAUGA